Molecule: messenger RNA, 2201 nt
Organism: Linum tenue
Lineage: Eukaryota; Viridiplantae; Streptophyta; Magnoliopsida; Malpighiales; Linaceae
Source: the annotation of a GenBank genome assembly
AAAGAGAGUAAAAGCACAAAGGACACUUCUCAAGUUCCUCAAGUUUGGGCUUUUCGUGAUCUUUCUCUUUUCCCUGGUAUCUCCCAACUCCGGUGGCCGACCUGCCAUUCAGUUUCAUACUGCGGCGGCCCUGCGAACAAACAGAAUUAGGAAAAGACAUUCAUUGAUUUGGCUGGCCAGGGACCACUACCUUCCCCACUUCACGUUUCGCCAUUUUCUGUUCUCAAUUUGAUGCCACAAAAUAGAAAAAAAGAUAGCAAAAUCCCUAAAUCGCCGAACUGGAAUUCCGCCGAGGAGAAAGAGAGUAAGAAAACAUUACUCCUUAGUCCUUUUUUUCUGCACGCCUCUGUUUUUCCCCUCCAGAACGGAACGAGGCCACAAAUUCUUAUUCAAUUCAAAGUCAGUUUGAGAUCAGCUUUUUGAUUCCCCUUUUUAUAAUCGAACUAAACGUUUGUGCGAAUCAUUCGUGUGGGCUCGGUGGGUAUUUCCAUUAACAACCGCAAGCACGUUGGGGACCCUCUCCAACCCUGAACCAAAGCCCCCGUUCGAUCUCUCUCUCACUCAUUGCCUACAAAAGUCGAAAUUCCCUUUUGCUUCUCUCUUUCGUCCUCGUGCCUUACAUCUUUCUGUCACCCAUCUGAGCUCUCUUGGGUUCGGAUUGUUUUCUGGAAGGAGGGGCGAUCUGGGUGUUUUCAGGAAGGAGGGGGGAGAGCUAGAAUGGCGACUUUGAGAGCGAUUCUGAAGCACCCAGAUGAUCUUUACCCGCUUUUGAAGCUUAAAUUGGCGGCGAGGAGCAUCGAGAAGCAGAUCCCACCGCAGCCUCACUGGGGAUUCUGUUACACAAUGCUGCACAAGGUGUCCCGUAGCUUUGCUCUUGUGAUUCAGCAGCUGGGAACCGAGCUCCGUGACGCUGUAUGCAUCUUCUACUUGGUUCUUCGAGCUCUUGACACAGUUGAGGAUGAUACAAGCAUAGCUACAGAAAUAAAGGUGCCUAUUCUGAAUGCUUUUCACCGUCACAUAUAUGACAAGGAGUGGCACUUCUCAUGUGGUACGAAGGACUAUAAAGUUCUGAUGGAUGAGUUCCACCAUGUUUCAACUGCUUUCCUAGAGCUGGGAAAAGGCUAUCAGGAGGCGAUCGAGGAUAUCACCCAAAGAAUGGGUGCUGGAAUGGCAAAAUUUAUCUGCAAAGAGGUCGAAACAGUUGAUGACUACGAUGAGUAUUGCCACUAUGUAGCAGGACUUGUGGGACUAGGCCUGUCAAAGCUUUUCCAUGCUUCUGGAAAGGAAGUUUUACAACCAGACAGCCUCUCUAAUUCGAUGGGAUUAUUUCUUCAGAAAACAAACAUCAUUCGAGAUUAUUUGGAAGAUAUAAAUGAGAUACCGAAGUCGCGCAUGUUUUGGCCUCGUGAAAUCUGGAGCAAGUAUGUUGACAAACUUGAGGACUUGAAGUACGAAGAAAAUUCAGUGAAGGCAGUGCAAUGUUUGAAUGAUAUGGUCACUAAUGCAUUGGUGCAUAUGGAUGACUGUGUGAAGUACAUGUCUGAUCUGAGAGAUCCUGCUAUAUUCCGGUUCUGUGCCAUUCCUCAGAUAAUGGCAAUUGGAACUCUUGCUCUAUGCUAUAACAAUGUUGAAGUUUUCAGAGGCGUUGUGAAGAUGAGGCGUGGUCUUACUGCUAAAAUUAUUAAUGGAACAAAAACCAUGGCUGAUGUUUAUGGGGCUUUCUACGACCUUUCUUGUAUGCUGAAGUCCAAGGUUGACAAGAGUGAUCCAAAUGCAACUAAAACAUUAAGCAGAUUGGAAGCUAUUCAAAAGACUUGCCGAGAAUCUGGAUCUCUCACCAAAAGGAAAUCUUACAUUCUGGAGAGCAAGAAGCAGUACAAUCUUUUCCUGACUGUUGUGCUUAUCGUGGUCCUAGCCAUCAUCUUCGCUCGUCUGACUGCGACCAAUUCAACCAACUAGGAUGGAUCAGGUCUGCGAAUGGCUAGCCGCAAUAUUUCCUUGUUCAUGGGAGCUUAACUGGCUUAUCCUGUGUGUUUGUAAGCCAUAUCAGAUGGCAAUGCUUGACCAUUAAAUGUAUGAAUGAAUGAACAAAUUGCUUUGUAGUGUUGAUUGUUGUGGAGAAUGAAUUAACAAUCUUAUUUACAAGUUCCUUCGAUCUAUACUAUUACUUCUGUUAUGUAGAUAACUUAGAAACUGUCCAG